AUGAAGGCUGUCCUGUGGCUGCUGCUGGCCGGGCUCUGUCUCUGCCAGAGCUUGACCGUCGACUGGGACAGAGGGCAGCUGGUAGUUAGAGGACUCGAUGGAAGGAUCAUUAAAGAUGGAGAUGGAGAUGGAGAUGGAGACUCUCUCUGGCUGGUUUCUUCUUCCUUCGAGUCUCGUCUCUGGGAAUCACCGUCAACUUCGACUUCAACUUCAGCAUCACCACUUACCAUCACCCUGCCGUCCCUCCUUCUGCGCCUCCACAGGCCUUCUCACAUCUUCACCCUCGAACUCCGGCGUGAUGGCUCUCCGCUGCUCCUCUCCGCGCCCUUCUCCAUCCCCCCAGCCAGACUGACUCAACGCUCUCCAUCGUCAGCCUCGCCAUCCCCAUCAAUUGAACCAGCGCCGGGUUUCCGCAAGGACGAACAUCCUAACCCGGGUGCCAGCCAGGGCCUGGCAUGGGGUGUCACCAUCGCCAGUCUCGCGGCCUCGGGUCUCGCAGCGUGGCUUUGCAUCUACCGGCUGAGGAAGAGGAGACGACUUGCGGGGGGGCCUAGAGAUUCAGCUGGACACAGCAUCAACGGCGACGAAGAGGAUGAAGUAGGUCAAGUCGAUGGGCAGGUCAAUGGACAGGUCAAUGAAGAACAGGGACAAGGACAAGGACAUGGAACCGAGAUGGAGGUUCUUCAGGAUAGACAAAAGGAGAAGACAGAAGAGAAAGAAGAGACGGGGAAGAAAAGCGAGGCUACAGGUCACCUCGACAGUGCGAUGAUGGCCCGGCUGGGGGUGUAG
Messenger RNA from Trichophyton rubrum CBS 118892, 789 nucleotides. RefSeq lists its product as uncharacterized. The transcript has 2 exons. The record is from RefSeq and is a predicted model, not a curated record. Bases 1 to 789 code for a protein of 262 amino acids. Lineage: Eukaryota; Fungi; Ascomycota; Eurotiomycetes; Onygenales; Arthrodermataceae.